Rubroshorea leprosula is the source of this 1328-nucleotide messenger RNA. NCBI's taxonomy places the organism in Eukaryota, Viridiplantae, Streptophyta, Magnoliopsida, Malvales, Dipterocarpaceae. The record is from the annotation of a GenBank genome assembly.
AAAAACAAAUUAAAAUGUAAACAAUUUCUUUUAAUUAUCAGGAAAAAAAUCUUGAUUUUCAAAAAUAAAAAUCUGAAAACUGAACGAAACACGUACAGCCAGCACGUCCCGAAAAUAUCUGGGAAGAGAGAAAUCCAAAGCAAACUACUUUCUUCCUUUCUCCUUUAUUUUCUCUCCUCUGUUUUCGCCUUCCUUUCAUUUUCCGAUUUUCACUUGAAUCCACCCCUCCAUUCAUGCCGUGAUAUAUUCUUGAAACACCCGAAAAGCCAUGCAGCAGAGGGCCGCUAAAUCCUCCCCUGCUUGCGCUUCCUGUAAAUACCAACGAAGGAAAUGCGGACCCAAUUGCCCUCUUGCACCUUUCUUCCCCGCCCACCUCCAGAGAGAAUUCCUCAACGCCCACCGUCUCUUCGGCGUCAGCAACAUCGUCAAGAUAACGGCCAACCUCGACCCUCACCAGAAAAAGAUUGCCAUGAAUUCGAUCAUAUAUCAGGGCAAUGUUCGUGCUGGCGACCCUGUUGGGGGGUGUUACAGGAUUAUCUGCGAUUUGCAGCAACAGAUUGACUUUGCUACGGCCCAGCUAGAAAUGGUGCGUACCCAGAUUGCGAUUUGCAAGACCCAGUUAGCCAGGGAGGUGAUUCAAGGGGAGGAGACUGUCCCAGCAGUGCAGGGGCUUACCAUUGACGUGGAUGAUGAUGAUGAUUUCGAAAUGUACGACGCCGGACGGGCACCUGUACCGGCCAUGGAGUAUCGGCAACAGGGGGUUCAUUACGAGAAUCAAUUAGGACAGCAUAAACAAAAGGUGAUUGUUCAUGAUUACGGUGGUAAUUAUGGCUUAUCGUCUCAAGUAUAUGAGGUGUUCGACCGUGGGUCUGUUAAAACUGAGAUGGCUGCUGAAUCUUCACCUUUCUCAACUGUGCAUGGGAAAAAUGUUUUUGCAGAUUUAGGUGAAGAUGAGAACCAAAUUAUUGGGGGUCUUCAUGAGAGAGAUGCCAGACUGGUUCCAUGCAGCAACAAAAAUGUCUUCAAGGAAGAGGUGCAGUCAAUCCAGCAAGAGCAAAAGAUUGAACUGAAGGAUGCUGCUUCCUCAUUCAGUCUCACUAAUGGGGAGAGAUAGAGCAGAAUAAGAAAAAAUUCAUCUCAAGUAGGAACUGUUAUUUAGGGUUGUAUGUUUGUAGGUAACAGAAAGUGGAGCAGUUUUCCUGGAAGGGAUAGCCACGUUGUAUCAUGAAUAGUAGUUUUUUCAUUAAUUUUACUAGAUGUGCUGCAUUUUUACUGAAUUCACAGUCUCUGCUUUUUAUUUUUAUUUUUUAUAAAUAGAGACAUGCGUU